GAUUAAUUAUUUUCUGUAAUGAAUAAGUAGGUUUCUACUUAAAACAAUCAAGAACUUUAAUAAUAAUAGCAACAAUCAACAAAAAAUUAGCCACAAACUCCUUAACAAAAUAAUAUAUAAUAUGGCCCUGUCUUUUAUAUAUAACCAAAUACUUUUCCUAUGCCAAACAUUUAACAAUAACAUACAAAUGAUUAUUAUAAAUCUUGGUUUGUCUAUCAUCCUGUUAUGCCAGAUGACCCAUUUUUGUCUUAUCUUUCAUAUGUUUCUAAUAUUGUUCAAAAUCCUCAUUAAUAGUAUCCCGACAACCCUAUAAAAAUUGAGAAUGAUCAAGAUAUACCACAACCAUAAUUCUAGAAUUAAACAAGUUAAAUCAACCUAAACAAAACAAUCUAAUAAUAAAAGCAUUCAUAACCAAAAAAUUAGAUUAAAAUAAAAACAAUAACUAAUCUUUAUAAAGCAUCAGAAAUAUAGCCAUGUAAUUGUUCUUAAAGUAGUUGCCUAAAAAGAUACUGUACAUGUUUUCAUAGUGGCAGAAUGUGUAUGGAUGAAUGUUAAUGCAAAGAUUGCAAAAACUGCGAUUUGUUUUCAGAAGAAAGAGAAGCUGCUAUUAAUUACGUUUUUAAAAAAUGUAACAGGGAUAAAAAUGUUCCAGCAAACGAAUUACUAUCUUUGUAAAUUAGUUAUGGGUGUAAAUGUAAAUCUACAGGAUGUUAAAAAAAAUAUUGCGAAUGUUUAAAAAGAGGACAGGCUUGUGGAGACUUGUGUUCUUGUGAAGACUGUCUAAAUAUUCCAUAUAACAUAACUUUUUAGGAUAAAUCGAAAAAGAAAAUCAAUAUAUAAAAAUGA
This is a messenger RNA of Paramecium tetraurelia, 846 nucleotides long. RefSeq lists its product as uncharacterized. Gene Ontology annotation, cellular component: nucleus. NCBI's taxonomy places the organism in Eukaryota, Ciliophora, Oligohymenophorea, Peniculida, Parameciidae. The transcript is spliced from 2 exons. Gene Ontology annotation, biological process: regulation of DNA-templated transcription. The record is from RefSeq and is a predicted model, not a curated record.